Ctenocephalides felis (cat flea) is the source of this 948-nucleotide messenger RNA. RefSeq names its product zinc finger protein 239-like. Lineage: Eukaryota; Metazoa; Arthropoda; Insecta; Siphonaptera; Pulicidae. The transcript has a single exon. The coding region runs from base 1 to 948 and encodes 315 amino acids. Gene Ontology annotation, cellular component: nucleus. The record is from RefSeq and is a predicted model, not a curated record.
AUGUCUGAAGAUGCUAUUUUGUUACAAAGUGAACAUCAAAUUAAAAUUGAACCAAUAGAAUAUUCAAUAACAGAAAUUCAAGAUGAAAAUAAUACCAGUGAAGAUCAAGAUGAUGAUUCGGAUGAUAAAACAUAUUUAGAAGAAGAUAUAAAAUUACAGUCAACUAUAGUAAUUAAAAAAGGAGUUGUAGAAGAAAAACUCUAUAAAUGCCAAACUUGUAGUAAAAUUUUCAAAAAGCUCGGUCACUUAAAAAGACACAGCACAAUCCAUUCUGACGACAAGCCUUUCAAAUGCAAAUUCUGUGACAAGUCCUUCAAGCUAAAGGAGCACUUAAAAAUACACCACCGUACUCAUACAGGUGAACGUCCUUAUUCCUGCCAAAUAUGCGAUAAAGCCUUCAUCAAUGCAAGUGAUUUAGGUAAACACAAACGCAGUCACACCGGUGACAAACCAUUCGAAUGCUCAAUUUGUAAAAAAACCUUUGCUUAUUCUUAUUCCUUAUCAAUUCAUGUCAAAAGACACAACGGUGACUUCCCGUACAAAUGUGAAAAAUGUCCCAAAGGCUUUGUGUCCCCCAAUUUACUAAAAAACCACAUGUUCUCUCAUGGAGGAGAACGUCCAUUCCAGUGCCAAUUAUGUGAUAAAGCCUUUACCACUUUAGGUAAUUUAAGAAACCAUAUGGUAGUCCACACCGGACAGAAAGAUUAUAAGUGUGAUGUCUGUGAUAAAGCAUUUACACAAUCGAAUAAUUUGAAACUGCAUCAAGCAACUCACACUGGGGUCUUGCCUCAUAAAUGUAAAACAUGUGGUGAAGCCUUCGCUUUGUGGCGGCAUUUGCAAAAGCAUAGGGCUAUCCAUGAUAAAGGAUUAUUGGAAUCUGAAAAAAAGGGGGUAAAUGACUCAGAGGAAGUUUCAAGUAGUCGAAUUGAUGAUGUAGCACCAGAGUAA